Molecule: messenger RNA, 2031 nt
Organism: Yamadazyma jaroonii
Lineage: Eukaryota; Fungi; Ascomycota; Pichiomycetes; Serinales; Debaryomycetaceae
Source: the annotation of a GenBank genome assembly
AUGGAUGAACCAAACACUGAUCCAGUGGUAGAGACUGUUGAGGUACCGACACAACAUGAAGAACCCCAAGAUAAUCAACCCCUAGUAACAUCGACUACCGACAUCGACAAUGGUGAUGGUAAAGAAAUUUCAACCCCAGAGAAAUCAGCUGAACCACUUGAGGAACUUAAAGAAAAACCAAUAGAGAAACCAGUUGAGGCUCCCAAGAAGAAGAAGAGGUUGACCCUUCAAGAGAGAUUAGCUUUGGCUGCUAAGGGUAAACAAAAUUCACAAUCUUCAACUCCAGAACCUGAGGAAAUUGUAAAAGAGGCUGUUAUUACUCCAGAACCUGAAAAGGCUGAAGAAACCUCCAAAGUUGAUCAACCACUAACUGAAACCCCAAAAGAUGAUAAUGAAUCUCAAAGAUUACAAGUUCUUACCAUAGCCAAUAAGGAUCUCGGAAAGCAAAUGGAGAAGUUGAAGAAAGAAAAUGAAGCAUUGAAAAAUACCAAAUCGUCUGAUGAAUUAAAGAAAAAAGAUGAAACCAUUAAACAAUUAUUACAUGAGGGUGAACAAUUAUCUAUCAAGGAAUUGAAAUUAAACGACACCAUCAAGAAACUCAAGUUACAAAAUCAACAAUUAGAACAAGUGGUUGAAGAAAUCAAUGGAAAGAAUGAAGAGAAUAUCAUCAAAAUCACCGAAAUAGAUUCAAUUCUCAAAUCUAACAAAUUGAAAAGUAUAGAUACCUUAAAGACUUCUAUAUCCACAUGGAAAACAUUAGAGACUGAAGGUUAUGAAAGUAAAUAUCAAGCACUCAAUAAAAACUUUGAAAGUCAAAAAAAUCAAUUGGAAGAAAAGACUCGAGAUUUCAAUGAAUUAAAGAUUCAAUUUGAAUUGUAUAAACAAAAUACCAAAAUUGAAAUUCAAAAUAAAGAUGAAAUUAUCAAUGAGUUAAAGAAAGAGAUUAAAACUGUUAAUGCUAACAAUAAUGAUGAAAUCAUUAGAUUGGAGAACAAGAUAGAGAAUUUAAUGAUGGAUUCUAAUGAAUCAAAGAAUAAUGAAACCUCAGAAUCAAUGAUUAAAAUAACCAUUUACAAUAAUUUGAAGAAUGAAUUCUUGAAGUCUAAGGAAAAUUGGAAUUUGAUCGAAAUAUCAAAAGAUAAUAAAAUCAACGAAUUAAACAAUAUGGUUAAUUUGAUGAAAAAGAAUAAAUUACAAACCGUCAAUGAAUUAAAAUCUUUGAAAGAUUUGGUUGGUUUAAAAGAAAAUCAAAUUUCUUCAUUACAAGAAACUAAUGAAAAUCUUACCAAUACUGUAGAUAAUUUGAAUAUUGAAAUUGAAGAGAAAAAUCAAUCAAUUGAUUUACUUGAAUCAAAAUUAGAUAAAAUCAAUUCCAUCUAUAACAAUGAGAAAUCAUUAUUAACCAAUAAGAUUGAUCAGUUGAAUGAUAAAAUACAAGAUUUAGAGGCAUCCCAGCAUGAGAUGGGAGAUACUUUCAAUCCUUCAUUCCAUAAUUCUUCAUUCUCCAAUAGUUUCAACAAUUCAAUUUAUGAACAAUCAUUCAAUACAUCUUCUCAUUCGUUAGAAGAUCAUUCUGAUAUUACUGAACCAAUAAGAACUCCGAGUAGUUUUUCAAUUAUCAAUAGUUCCGGAAGUUUCAAUAACUUCAGUAACAUCGAGAAUUCUAACUCACAAGCUCAUAAUUCCCAUUCAUUCCAACUAAUAAAUAAAAUGUCGUCCUCAAUAAAAAAUUUAAAGAUUGAAAUCAAUAGUUUGAAAGACGAAAAUUCCAAUUUGAUCAAAGACAAAGAAAAAUUACAGAAUAAACUAUUAGAAAUCUCAAAAACUUCUAAUCAAACCAACGAAUUGAUGAAAGAAUUAGAAGAUUUGAAAUCUCAAUUACAAGAAAAGUCCAAUAGAGAAGAUAAUUUACUCCAAUUAAUUGGAGAAAAAGAAGAAAGAGUUGAAGAAUUAGUUCAAGAUGUUCAAGAUUUGAAAGAUUUAUGUAAAUUACAAGUUCAACAGAUGAUCGAAAUGCAAGAAAGUAAAUAG